Caenorhabditis sp. 36 PRJEB53466 is the source of this 7381-nucleotide messenger RNA. Lineage: Eukaryota; Metazoa; Nematoda; Chromadorea; Rhabditida; Rhabditidae. The record is from the annotation of a GenBank genome assembly.
AUGGACUCUCUUUCCGCUCUCGUCGCUCGUUUCGAAAAAGCGGUGGUCCAAAUGGAGACUCUGCUUCAGAAGAAUGGCGUUCCGACGCUCCUAACUGCACCGCCUGUCGUUCCGAAGACUGACGCGGUGGAGAUCGAUUCGCCGCCGAAACUUGUCAUUCUUUUCGACGAGGCUGUCGAUGGCAAAAUGUUCCUUUUUGUCAAGAUUUCAAAUGAACUUGGAGGAGACGUGGGCGAGGCCGCCGUUCUUGUGAGUCCUUCAUUUGGACAGAGAACUUGAAGAUUUUCAGAUCAAUUCUCUGUUCAACAUCAACCGUGAGGUGCUGUGGACGGCGUGCGGCAUCGAUAAUCCGAGUACGAGUCCUCUGAAAAUUCCGGACUUCUUCAACAAGCUGUUCUCCAAAAUCGGCGAGCUCGCCGCCUUCUCGACAAACAGACGGCGGGACUCGAAAUUUCCAAAUCAUUUGCGUGCUCUCGAGGACGUAGCAAUGGGUAUUGCGUCUUCUGGAAAAGCGGUAUUUAGAAUAACGAGAAUUUCCAGCAUUCUCGUGGAUCGGUUGUGAUCAGCCGGCUCCGCUGAUCACGGAAUACAUCAAUGCGGCCGUCUUCUACACUGAUCGAAUUCGGAAGGAAGAGAAGAUAAAAGACGAUCGACACGUCGAGUGGGUCGACGCUCUGAAGAGCUUGUUCAUCGCCCUUCGUGACUACGUCAAGGAGCAUCAUACGACCGGAAUGAGGUGGAAUACUCAUCCGGGAGCGAAGCCGAUCCAAAAGUCUCCCACUCUGACUACUGGAAAUGAUUCCUCGUCAGCCACGCCUCCUCCGCCGCCACCGCCGCCGCCAGCACCGUUUCAGUUCAAUGCAACCGAGGAAAUAAAGAUCAGCGAUCUUAUGAAGGAGCUGAACGCAGGAGACAAAGCGACGAGCCGUCUGAAGAGAGUGACUCCGGAGAUGCAAAACCACAAGAAUCGGGCACUCCGGUCGUCGGAAUUCAAAAAAAAGAGUUUGCACACUGUUCCGAAGGAGAAGUCAACCGUCCGCAAAGAUCCAGUUAUUCACUUUGACGGAAAGGUCUGGAAGGUCGAGCAUCAGAAGAAAAAUGAGAGUGUGGUUGUGGAAGUAAAGGAAACAAAGGAAUCGAUCUACGUUUUCGGAUGCACGCAUUCGAUGAUCAAAGUAGCAGAAUGAGCACCUUUAAGAACACUAAUUCUAAUUAUUACAGGUUUCUGGAAAAGCGAAUGGCAUCACCCUUGACGGAUGCGAUAAUGUCGUCGUUCUCUUCGAAAGCCUUGUUUCCCAGUUCGAGGUCAUCAACUCGCGCAAUAUCAAAGUUCAAGCUCUCGGAUCGCUUCCGACCGUCUCGAUUCAGAAGACGGACGGUUGCCACGUGUACCUGUCGCGAGAAGCUCGCUCCGCUCAGUUUGUGACCUCCAAAUCGAGCGAAAUGAACGUUUUCGCGCUGCUCGACGAAUCUGACAACGACUACACCGAGCUGCCGAUUCCGGAACAGUACACCACGUCCAUCGUCGGAAAGACACUGAAAACGGUGGUCUCGGACGAAUUUUAAUUGCAUUUAGCCGACUGUUUCCGAUCUUAUUGCUAUUCUCAAGUACUUGAAACGAUUGUUUUAUGUGAAUGAAAUGUUUAUCCCAGACUGCGAGACUUCUGAGGAAGCUUGGUGCUGGAAGGCCGCUUGCUAUUUCAUAAAAUCUUAUGGGGUUAUUCAGGCUGUGAAAAAAAUGAUUGUUUUCCGUUUUUUUUUCGUUUUUUUUUAACGUCAAAAUCCAAUUCAGCGAUGUAAAAAAACAGAAAACAAACAUACGCUGAAUAGCCCCAUUAUCCCUUCGAUUGGAACGUCUUCUUUCAGUUCGAGAUGGUGGACGUGCUGAUGAAUCGACAAUUGAUUUCGUCCCAAGGCAGCCAUCUGAUGGCCGGCGGACAGCUUCAGGAACAAACGAGAACUUCCAGUCUAAUGGUCUGGAAGUCAUAAAUACGUCGAACAUUUCUCGUUUUUUGCAGGCUCCAACAAUGGUGCUCCAAGGGCACGGCGGCGAGAUUUACUCUUCUCGUUUCAGUCCAGACGGCCUCUUUUUGGCCAGUGCCGGAUACGAUCAGCAGAUUUUUCUCUGGAAUGUUUACGAGAAUUGCGACAAUUUCGCUGUGCUCAAGGGGCACAAAGGCGCUGUGAUGGAUGUGAAAUUCAGCGCCGAUUCGACGUAAGAGUUCUGGGGCCAUUGUUGCCGGGCCGGUCCGUAAAUGUUCUUGAAAAGUAUAUAUUAUCACAGAAAAGCCCAACUAUGCCUAAAAAUACUCAAAUUUGGCAAUAAAGAAUUUUCAGGAAUUUUUGCUGUAUGUCUAGCCUUUUCCAAUCGCAUUUUCUGUCAUCACUUCCUCGGACGGUCCAUAUCGCCUCCCUUUACUGUUUUCCUGUUCGUUGUUUGCAGAGUAAAGCUCCGUGGGUAAAUGAUUUCCAUAUACGAGAAAGAAUCUAACCAUGACCAUAACCCCAUUUUUAUGUUAAUCUAUUCAUGUUUCCCUGUUUCUAUGGCCGUCCGAACGAAAAAAAAACGACGAAUGGACCAGAAAGACAAAUUGCUCGAUUGAAAAGAGCAGACGGUGUCGAGAAAAGACGAAGAGAAAUGGAGAGAGACCAUUUAUUUUAUUUUAUUUUUUGAAAUUGAGAAAGAGGGUACUAUUUUUCCCACGAUUUUCAGGCGACUCGUCUCCGGAAGUGUCGACAAAACGGUCCGUGUGUGGGACAUGGAGACCGGCGCGUGCAUACGAAACUUCAAAUCGCACACCGACUUUGUCAACGCCGUCGACGUCAACCGACGCGGACCGGAGAUGAUUUGCUCGGCGUCCGACGACGGAACCGCCAUGGUGAGUGAGAGCGCACCGAGUAUUCAUUAGGAACGGGCACUCGUUGACAGGUACACGACUUCCGAAGCAAGGAAGCCGUCAAAAAGUUCGGAAGCAAGUACCAGCAGACGGCUGUCACUUUCAACGAUCCGUCCGAUGAUGUUAUCUGCGGAGGAAUCGACAAUCAGAUCAAGGUGAGAACGGGGUAUUCCGUCAGAGCCCCGGAUUUGAGUGGGCUCGGCGAGAAUCUAAUUAAAGAAAAGUCCGCGGAGCACCUUCCUUCCACUCUCGCUCAUUUUGCUCAACUCUGUUCACAUUUCCGAUGCGUAAUUGGGCGUCUCUUUCUCUUCAUCGACAAUAUCAAUGCACCGGAAAUGUGUCAUGUUAAUUAGAUGUCGGAUGAGAAACGCAUUCUUUGGAUUUCCGCAAAAACGUUUUCAUCCGGUCCCAGUGACAAAAAUGGACGGCUCGGCGCGCAUUCUAAUCCUCGAAUAUCUAAAUCACGGGAGGUGCGAACAAGAAACGAAAAACAAAAAGAACAAGUGAACGUUUGCGAGUUUCGAGCUUUUCAGGUGUGGGAUAUGCGUCGCGAUGACAUCAAAUACGUGCUCUCCGGUCAUCGCGAUACGGUCACCUCGCUUUCCGUCAGCCACAAUGGCAACUUCCUGCUCUCAAACUCGAUGGAUUGUUCUUGUACGACCUCGCUUGAAAUAAUAAUAAUGCGGUAGUAAACUAAUCUAAACUUUUCAGUGAUGACGUGGGACGUCCGCCCGUUUGUGCCGGCACAACGUUUCAUAAACAAAUAUCAGGGGCUCGUCCAUAACUUUGAAAAGGUUUCACGAGCUGUCCUCUCUUUUUCCCCUCAACUUUCCCUUCCAGAACCUGCUGAAGUGUGGCUGGUCCCCCAGCGACAAGUACAUCACCGCCGGAUCUUCCGAUCGGUUCGCCUACGUCUGGAACGUCUCCACGCGUGCGCCCGUCUACAAACUUCCCGGACAUCUCGGCUCCGUUAACUGCACGGACCUCCAUCCAACUCAACAAAUCCGUGAGUUUCGCUUCGUCAUGCUGCACACGGACGGCCCUUCCGACGUUUCAUCGCACGUUCUAUUCGUCUCAGUUUUCUUUUCGCUAUUUUUCACGGGCGGCCCUUUUAAUUUCCGAUUGAGCUAGAGAAAGGAGGGAAGGACGCCGAAAAACAGCUGUACGGGGGAAGAGUGUAACAGCCGCGGAGGGCAAGUUCUUUCGAGAGUUCCGGAUCGAAACGCUGGUUAGACGGGCUAUUGUGUCUGAUAGUCACACAAAAGCGAGAAUAUCAACUCACCCUGAUUGCUGUGACCGAUUUUUUGUUUCCAUCCAAACAAGUUCUAUCGAUGAUGCAGACAAAAUGCUCAACGCAGUCAGAAUGUUGUGACAAGUCUGCACAAAGUCAGAACUCUUUCGAUUAAAAUUGCAUCGUUGGCGCAGAAGACAGGACACUUCAGGAUAACCUACACCUGCCGACUUGUAUUAUUGCGACACAACUUUUCAAAUGCCUAAAUUCCCAAUCACAUUACCUCGCUUUGUUUACACUGAACCGACAACGUUCUUUACUUUCUCGUGAAUUCGGGAGAAAACAAAAUUUUUCACCUAAAGUGAUCCGAAUAGCAUACUGCCUCGUUUCGACCAGAACAUUUGAAAUGAGCCCGACAUUAUUCGAAGUGUCUUCGUUCGUCAUAAUGGACGCUUGCUCUAAUAACACAUUGUUCUCUCUCGGCCUCAUAAAACCGAUCGUCCGUCGCCACUCUCCCUCAUUCUCUUUUCGGCCGCUCCCCUGCCUUUGUCACGCACACAUUUGGACCGUCUCGAUCACCGACAGCUGAUUGUUACGUGCUGUUCUUCGCAGAUGUUUCUCCCCGUCUCUGUAGAACCCGACUGAUGGCUGCCAACUAUGUUUCUCCUGCAACAGCAGUAGUCAUGACUGAUUACUAGCUCGCCCGUCGCUCUCUCUUUCUUUCUCUCUAUCUGCUCGAGGCCGUAAAUCCCCUCAGUUUUUCUUCCAGUUUCUCUCUCUCUCUCCUCCAAAUGUCCUUCGGGUCCGUUCUUCUUUUUAUUUUCCUGGUCGUCUCGUUCAAAAAAGCGAAUGCGUGCGUGUGCAAGUGCUCCGAAGCUGUCACUCUGCGCUCGCCGCCAGUGUUUCGUGGUCGCCGGUGCAGGCCGGAGGGCGCCAUUUUUGUGCGGCGGUCCCUCUCUCCGGCCGUAUCGCGCGUCGCCUCAACUCAGCAGCUGCCUUCUCCUCCCCGUCGCCCGUCCUUUUUCUCAGUUUUUAUUUCGAAUGCCCAUUCCUCUUUUGUGUGACGUGUACUUGUUUGAAAAGAGCCACGUCAUCCAUCGGUCGGAGCUACAUGAAAAAACUGAGAAUAAGUGCCUUCGUUGUUCUCGUCCUUUUUUCCUAGCCCAUCAAUCUCGUCGACACUUUAUUCCGUCUACAUUUCGUUUUUCCUUCGAGCCUCGUUAAUUGCGUCGAAAAGAUGGAUCUCUUCACAGCCUUGGUGCCAAUAUGCAAAUUAGUUGAGCGCCAAAUAUACGCGCCAAUGACUUAACUAACCCAACGUUCUGCGUUUAUAAUUGAGUUUUUCUGUUCCGUUCUUCUUUUCUGUGUGCUCCUUCCAUACCUGGCUCCGUGAGUCAUUGCGCAACUGUUGCGCAAGUGCUACAGUAUGCAUCCCUUGUCAAAUUAUGAUUCAUCGUACUUCAAACGGAGUGUUCAAUCGGAAGAAGAGAAGGUAGUGGCUGGGUGCAUUUGGGAAAGUGUCAUCUCGGAUGAAUCUGUGCAUAAAUGAUGUUAAUCGGUUGGAAAGUUGUGCUUCCUCCAAGUCGACGAAGAAGAAAAACAUGAAUGGAAUAUUUGAUGGUUUCACAAGAGUUGAUUCCGAAAGCUUCGCUCCCGAUGUUUUCCAUUAGUCAUCGUUUCGUUCGGCGCCAUUGUCUUCUGAAACAUUACGAAACGGCGGACGCGCCAAUGAAAUCAUGUAAAUGGGCACGAGCCGUUCCGUUUCGUAAAGCGAAACAUCCAUUAUUCAGUUCAUCAACGAUACCGUAAUCGCCUUCAAAGUGCCAAUUUUCAGUCCACCAAUGCACAGGUCGCUCUCCCAUUAGCUUCUUUUCCUUCCACUCCGACACUCUCAAACAUCGGUUAUUUUCGGCAUAUUUCGUAUGCCCUGUCCAUCCGUUGGUGUCUAUCCUGCUGAGUAAUACCCUCGACCGACAUAUAUCUUUAUUCCUAACAUUAUCUUUUCGGCACAAUACUCAUCAAUAAUUCCCUCUUUGGAUCCUAUCGUGCAUGUUGCACAACAUAAAACAUGCUAUUCGGUGAAAUUGGUCGCUUAGAAAGAAACGUAAAAAGGAAAGUUAUUUUUUGCCGUCGUCACACUCGCAACUGUCUGUUAUCAUCCGUUCAGAUCAAGAUUCCGGUGACUAAAAAACGGAAGAAAACAGAAAGAAUGCGAAAGGUCUGUGUUUGAAACUGACUAAUGCGUCGAGACGAAUCGACCUUGAAGUUGAGGCAGGCCAGUUCAACUCCUUUCUCUCUCUCUCUCUCUCUCUCUUCGAAUGGGCGCCGGCCCACAGGUGGCAGAUGCUCUCCUCGUGUUCCGCUCGCUUCCACAGAUGGAACGCACCUGUUGGGGCUGACACUAUUAGCACGCUUUUUUGUUUUCUAUUUCGACAUCGCUAUCAAACGCAAUUCGCAACGCUUACUCAUCGAUCUACUUUUUAAAGAAAAGUCCCAUGUCCCUAGAGACCGGCUGUGGUGAUAACAACAGUCGUUAUCAGCCGGCCGUCUGACCCUAUCAGCAAAUACCAAAGGGACUUGUUCGCGCGAUAAACACUUCCACAAAGGAGCGUAUACGGGAGGCAGCCGGCUCAGUUUCUUUGCAACACGUGCUCACGGACCGCGUUCCGCCAGCCGAUCGGGUUCACGCGCGUCUGUGGCAUCUUGCGAACGAGCUAUUACAUCAGAUCUUUGUUUACAUGUACACACAAGACGAACAGUCCUUGUCACAUGAUAUAUUGCUCUUACCGGACCUAAUACCGAACAGCACUCUUCUUCUACUUCUAAACAUUGUGCACCAAUUAUAAACAGUUCUUCACUCCUGCUGUGACUUUACUUUUGAAAGGAAUCGUAUAGAUGCCCUCGCCUGCCGAUAACAGUUUCAUUUCAUGAAAAAAGGAAUUAUGAACCUGAUAAGGCACUGAUAACCGCGCCGGCUGCUCGCUCCCUUGUUCCCCUCUGUUUUUUCUUCUCUCCCGACCGACCGACAGGCUAAUUAACCCACAUUAGAGCCGCCUCACGCUCACCUCCCAACUCGGCUUACCUUGACAUUUGAACUAAUUGCCCAGAUCAUAGUAAGGGAGGCACAAUGCCGAAAGCCGCUAAUGAAUCCGCGUUUGCUCCGCUCUCCCUUCUAAUCUCCUAUUUUUCAGUGCUCUCCGCCGGCAGCGACAAGACGGUAUUCCUCGGGGAACUCGAUUUGGAUGAUUACUGA